AAACGACGUCGUUUAACGCGUAACAAAACAAGGCUUGGAGAAAGAAACCGCCAUCGCCGUACUAUGCUUAGGUUUCAAAGCAAUUUCGCGCGGGAGAUAAUACUCUUCUACAAUGGCCGAUCAUGAUCUCGAGUUGGAGAAAGCUCGAUUGUUAAGCUUGGCACUCGAAUUCGGUUUCGAUCAAGAUUCCGCAAAAAAGUGCUUGGAUCGUCUGGUCCAGCUUUACGGUGAGGAUGGCCGAGAUUUUAUCACUGUGGAGUACUGUGGGGAUGAUUUUCUUGUGUCGCUCGCUGAAUCCAUGGAGGAUAGCGAGGAAUGGGAUAAUGUGCAGGAUGCUGGAUUUGAAACUACUGCAGCUAUGGAAAAUUUGUUUGAGGAACAAGUUGUCAAUAACAGCAAAAAUGAUAAUGUCAUUGAUGAGUCGCCUUUAACUCAGAAAAACCAAAAAUUUGUGGAUUUGGGUUCUUCGAGUGAUAGUGACUCAAAUUUGAGAAUAAGGAAAAGAAAAGGUGUUGAGAAUAAUCCCUAUCCUCGUUCUGAUUUGCGUAGUUUUGGCUUUGGUCAAAGUUCAGGGCAAUGUUCUUCUGGGUCUUUGGACUGUAAGAGCGGCUUAACAAGAGGCUCAGUUUCAACAGUACAUAAUGAAGAACAGGGUCUCAGGACUUCCAAAAAUGACACUGAGAUUCUCAGUUAUGAAUCAUUACAGGCUUUGGAUGACCUUGAAUUGGCAAAUGUUGUGAUUUUUGGUAACAAGUCAUUUCGCCCUUUGCAGCAUCAGGCUUGUAGAGCGGUUAUGGAAAACCGAGACUGCUUCAUUCUUAUGCCUACUGGAGGUGGUAAAAGUUUAUGUUACCAGCUUCCAGCAACACUAAAAGAAGGUGUAACCAUUGUCAUAUCUCCAUUGCUUUCCCUCAUUCAGGAUCAAAUAGGUGCACUGAUCCACAAGUUUGGUAUUCCUGCGACAUUUUUAAAUUCUCAACAAUCUGCCUCCCAAGCAGCCAUAGUCCUCCAAGAGCUAAGGCAAGAUAAACCAUCAUUCAAACUGUUGUACGUGACACCUGAGAGAAUUGCUGGUAACCAAACUUUUUUUGAGGACCUUAAAUGCCUCCAUCGAAAGGGACAAUUAGCAGGGUUUGUUGUUGAUGAGGCUCACUGUGUGAGCCAAUGGGGACAUGACUUUCGUCCAGAUUACAGAGAACUGGGUUGUCUUAAGCAGAAUUUCCCUCAAGUUCCUGUGAUGGCUUUAACUGCCACCGCAACUGAUCCAGUUCGGAAGGACAUAUUACAAGCUUUAAGAAUCCCCCAUGCACUUGUCCUUAAAAGAAGUUUUGAUAGACCUAACUUGAAAUACGAAGUAGUUGGUAAGACUAAAGAACCACUGAAGCAGCUUAAACAGCUACUGAUAGAUCGUUUCAAGAAUCAGUGUGGAAUAAUAUACUGUCUUUCAAGAAGUGAAUGUGUGGACGUUUCAAAAUUCUUGAAUGAGAAAUGCAACAUUAAGACGGUCUAUUACCAUGCCGGUAUGAGCCCUUCUCAGAGAGUUUCUGCCCAAAAGAAGUGGUAUCAAGGAGAGGCACAUGUUGCGUGUGCCACUAUUGCUUUUGGUAUGGGAAUAGACAAACCAGAUGUUCGAUUUGUCAUCCACAAUACAAUGUCAAAAGCAAUAGAAAGCUAUUAUCAAGAAUCUGGAAGAGCUGGAAGAGAUGAUCUCUCAGCAGUAUGCAUUCUCCUUUAUCAGAAAAAAGAUUUUAGCCGAGUUGUAUGUAUGUUGCGUAACGGGCAAGGAUACAAGAAAGAUAGCUUCAAGAGAGCAAUGAGUCAAGCUCAGACAAUGAAAGAGUACUGUGAACUUAAGGACCAAUGCCGAAGACAAACAUUAUUGAAACACUUUGGAGAGUCUUUUAAUGAAAAGAAUUGCAGGAAUGGAUCUAAUCCUUGUGAUAAUUGUCUCAAGAAUUCUUCUUCUUCUUCUUGAGGCAUAUGCACGUGAAAUCAAAAUUAUUUGUGUAAAGAAGAGGUAUGUAUGCAAAUGCAAUGAUUCAUUAGUAGCUAUAGCUAGCUAGCUAGCCUUGUCCUUGUCCUUGUCCUUGUCCUUUUAAGUAUAUGUCUCGUUAAUUUUUGGCCCCAGUACAGGAGAGAAGGACAUUAUAUAGGGACUUUCUUCUUUCCAAAGGCUCCAAAGCUUUCUUGUCUAGUUGUCUGUUUUAGAAGAAUGUGGAUGCUUUUGUAAUUUCACACUUUCAAGUGUUCAUUGCAUUUUAGACAUUUGCAUGAUAUUAUUGAAUAAUAUUUAAUAUCAAAA
This is a messenger RNA of Cannabis sativa, 2302 nucleotides long. Its product is annotated as ATP-dependent DNA helicase Q-like 1. The transcript has 10 exons. Gene Ontology annotation, biological process: double-strand break repair via homologous recombination. The record is from RefSeq and is a predicted model, not a curated record. Gene Ontology annotation, molecular function: ATP binding; four-way junction helicase activity; 3'-5' DNA helicase activity. The coding region runs from base 113 to 1975 and encodes 620 amino acids. Gene Ontology annotation, cellular component: chromosome; nucleus; cytoplasm. Lineage: Eukaryota; Viridiplantae; Streptophyta; Magnoliopsida; Rosales; Cannabaceae.